CCUUUUGAAAUGUCUAAAACUGAAAAGUGACAAGGUCAACAAGGAGGACAAUAUUGCGCAAGUUCUUUUGGGGAUUUGGUAGAAAGGAACUUUGGAUAGGCGGAAACAACCUGGUUGUAGGGGAGGAGGAAAGGGAGGUGCAAACAGUACUAUAUAUCUAAAUGUAUUUACUGCUUGACACAACAACCCAGAACCUGACUGAGGACAAGACUUGAAUCUUCUCACUCACAGGAUCAGAGGUUGCAGCCAUGGAACUGGUGUCGACAUCAAUUGGCAAUUUUACAAUUGAUCUUUUCAAGAAGGUGAAUGAGACCAAUAAGGGCAAAAACAUAUUCUUUUCCCCUUGGAGUAUAUCAACUGCUCUGGCUCUGACGUACCUGGGUGCAAAAGGCGAUACAGCAACAGAGAUGGCAGAGGUUCUUCAUUUUGUUCCAGCAGCAGGAGCUGAAGGAUCUUCUUCUGUGGCCAGACCUUGUCGGGGGAAACCAAAGAAAAGAAAAAUGGAUCCUGAGUACCAGCAAACUGAAGAUAUCCAUUCUGGCUUCAAAGAGCUCCUUACUGUCAUCAACAAACCCAGAAGCACCUAUUCACUGAGAAGUGCCAACCGCAUCUAUGUGGAAAAAACCCUUCCAUUAUUACCUACAUACAUACAGCUCAGUAAGAAGUACUACAAAGCAGAGCCACAGAAGGUUAACUUUAAGACAGCACAUGAACAAGUCAGAAAGGAAAUCAAUGCUUGGGUUGAAACUCAAACUGAGGGCAAAAUCAAGGAUUUGCUGCCUUUGCCGGAGACAGUAACCGCUCUCACCAGGCUGAUCCUGGUAAAUGCUAUUUACUUCAAGGCAGACUGGGAAAAGAAAUUUCAGGCAAAUAAUACAAAAACGCAACCUUUCCGACUGAGCAAGAGAAACACCAAGCCUGUGGAGAUGAUGUACAUGAGAGCUACAUUUCCAGUUCUCAUCAUGGAAAAAAUGAAUUUCAAAAUGAUUGAGUUGCCGUAUGUGAAACGUGAACUCAGUAUGUUCAUCCUCCUUCCCGAUGACAUCAGAGACAGCACUACGGGUCUUGAACAGCUGGAAAGAGAACUGACGUAUGAGAAGCUGUCUGAAUGGACUGACUCCAAGAAGAUGACCGAAACUCUUGUGGAUCUGUACCUACCUAAGUUCAAAAUGGAGGAGAAAUAUGACCUCGGUGAUAAUCUGAUCGACAUGGGAAUGGGCGCUGCCUUCGGUCACGAUGCUGACUUCAGCGGAAUGGUUGCGAAGGGUGAUGUGCAUAUCUCCAAAGUUUUGCACAAGUCUUUUGUUGCAGUUGAUGAGAAAGGCACUGAGGCAGCUGCUGCUACUGCUGUAAUUAUAUCAGUAACAAGUGCACCUAUUAACCAUGUUCUGGAAAUUAAGAUUGACCACCCCUUCCACUUCUUCAUUAGACACAAUGCAUCCAAGAGCAUCCUCUUUUUUGGCAGAUUCUGCUGUCCCCCAUAAUGAGCUAUUACUUGCUCCCAGAUAGCACCCGAGGUUCACUGUAUGAUGGAAAAAUGUGAUCUGCAGUCUUAAAAUCUCAAUGUUAAGCCAUAUAGCCAUAUAUACUGAAAGUGUAUUUCCUUUUUCUCCCUCCCAAGUAAGGUAGCACCUGGAAACCACCCUGUGCUUCAAAGACUACCCUUCUGCUGCUUCUUUCCAUUGUCCUAAUGAGACAACCCUUCACAAAAAACAGUGUAGAAUUUUGCUCCCGUGCAUCAAACCUGCUGUUCCAGCUUUGUUGUUUGAAAGUAAGGUGGAGCCAUAAAAGCUCUCUGCACACAGGCCAUCAUCUAGCCCUAUGCCAAAUGCUGACUUCAAGGGAAAUGCAAUUCAUCUUCUUGAACCUCCUAGAGAGGAAAAAAAUCCCUGAAAAAAACCAAACCAAACCAAACCAAACCAAACCAAACCAAACCAAACCAAACCAAACCAAACCCCACCAACAACCUUGGAGAAAUCUGUAUGCUUUCCUUUUCUCAUUGGAAAAUGUGCAUUUGCCUUACAAUUACAGUUUCCUUAUGUUCAUUUCAAAUUUAAAGACUCUUGGAAAUUAUCAAAAUUUAAUAUAAACCCACAAUAACCUCCAAAUGCCCCUUACCUUCCCCUGUCUCACCAGAUUUAUACAGACACUUUACAUUCCUUUUCUCCUGCUCUUGCAGCUUAUGAAAAAAAUGAAGCAGCAAGGGAAAACAGUCCAGCCCUUAACAUUUAAUCUCUGAUUCUAAUAACCUUGUAUUUUUUCCUCAUUUUUCUAAACUUUGUAGUUUAAGGUUGAUGAGACUUCCAACUAGCAAAAAUGCUAAGAAAGCUAUGAGCAACAUGACACCUUGCUGACUCUUACUGAUAUACAAUAAAAAACCUUCAGAAUUCAAAUCUGCUUCCUCUUUUUAUUUUACCUGCUUCCUGGCUAAUAUCUGCACAACUUCCAACAAUACCUGUAUUAUUGAUCAAUGUAGGAUUUGUAUCUUAUGAGGGCAUCUCAGCAAAAAUAAUCAUAGCAUUGACAGAAACACCAGUGAGAUUUUGAUUGAUGCUUUGCUUUCAAAUUUUACCAUGACCUGCAUUUAAUAAAAUAAAUUAACUUGGA
This is a messenger RNA of Columba livia (rock pigeon), 2607 nucleotides long. Its product is annotated as heterochromatin-associated protein MENT. Bases 249 to 1484 code for a protein of 411 amino acids. The record is from RefSeq and is a predicted model, not a curated record. NCBI's taxonomy places the organism in Eukaryota, Metazoa, Chordata, Aves, Columbiformes, Columbidae. Gene Ontology annotation, molecular function: serine-type endopeptidase inhibitor activity. The transcript is spliced from 8 exons.